AGAAGUGUUUCAAAGUAAAAAAUAGAAUGCAAUAAUGCAAAUGCAUAGCAAAUGUAUAAAAACAUAAACAACUUACAACACUUUUGUGUUUAGAACGAUAAAUUUCUCCUAUACAAUUAUAAUGAAAGUGCUACAUUAGAACACACCAAACUGAUUUUAUUUUCUUUAAAAUUAUAUAUUAAUAAAAACUAUAUAAACGAAGACAGUGAUAAAAAUUCGAAAAGGGUUCCUGUUCUGAAUUUUUUAUCAAAGUAAUGAAAUGGGUAACCAACUAGUUGGAAUUGCGCCUUCACAAAUAUAUCCCGUUGAACAUUAUUUAAGUGACCAUGUUGAGCUCUCUUUUGAUCAAAGUCUUGGUUCAACAAGAUUCUUUAAAGUGGCUCGGGCUCUUACCAGGGAAGGUCAGGUCGUUGUCAAGGUGUUUGCAAUACAUGAUCCUUCACUACCACUACCGGAACAUAAAGAAAGGAUCCUAAAAAUUAAGGAACAACUUGCUUCAGCUUUUAAUAUAUUGCCGUUUCAAAGAGUCAUUCUCACCGACAAGGCAGGCUUAUUGGUCAGAGAGUACUGUAAAUGUAGCGUUUACGACAGGAUGUCCACGCGGCCAUUCCUCACCGUAUUGGAGAAAAAGUGGAUAACAUUCCAAGUGUUGUAUGCCCUGCAUAGGAUGCAUAAACUUGGUAUAUGCCAUGGGGAUAUCAAGUUGGAAAAUAUAAUGGUGACAUCCUGGUUAUGGGUGCUACUGACGGACAUCGCAUCGUUCAAACCAACAUUCUUGCCGGACGACAACCCGGCAGACUUCAGUUACUUCUUCGACACGUCGAGAAGGAGGCUCUGCUAUGUCGCGCCGGAGAGAUUCGUUAGAGCUCCUGAUCCGAGCAAUCAGUCUUCGGGCGAUAUUCCAGCCGGGUUGCUAUUGAGCGAGUCGCCUUGCAAAUUGGGUGAUCUAGCGCCCACCAUGGAUAUUUUUUCGACAGGCUGUGCUCUCUUGGAAUUGUGGAAUGAUGGUACACCCGCUCUUGACCUGCCAGGGCUGCUGGCUUAUCGUAAUGGUGACGACAGGCCUUCGACCAUGACGUUACCAGAUUCUGCAGAACCAGCUCUUAAAGGACUGCUGCACUCCAUGACUGAACGCAACCCAAAAGACAGGAAGAGUGCUGAGAUUUACCUUGAUGAAGCGAGGGGCACAUUAUUCCCCGAAUACUUUUACUCAUUCCUGCAAUCGUAUAUUCUUAUAUUCUCCGCUCAGCCGAUACUGCCUGCGGACGAAAAAAUAUCCCGAAUACACCAAGAUAUAAAGAGCAUUAUCAAGAUAUUCACGCAACCCUCGAACGCAAAGAACUAUAAAGACCUGGUGGAUGAGACCACGGAGAAGAAAGAGACUGAAACGUUGGUGCAGGAAGGGUUUAGGGUGAUGACGGUGAAUGUGGCUGAUGUGGAUGAUGAAGUACAAGCUCAGAAGGUCCAUCAGGGACCGGACAGUGAAGGAUUAAUCCUGAUAACGUCAUUGGUGACGUCAUGCAUUCGGGGCUUGCAUCAUUGCACGUCGAAGCUCCAGUGUUUGGAAAUUCUGCAGAUUUUAUGCGAGAAUUCCAGUUCGGAAACUAUUUUGGAUAGGAUUUUACCGUAUAUUAUCUACCUGUCGCACGCGCCGGAGCCCCGCGUGCGCGCUGCCGCAGUCUGGUGCGUGACGCGCUGCGUGUCGUGCGUGACGUCACUGCCGCCGCAGGACUGCAACGUGUUCCCGGAGUACAUCCUGCCGGAGCUGGCGCCGAGGGCUUCCGACUCCGCAUUGCCUGUACGGAUCGCUUAUGCCAACAACAUUGCGAAACUAGCGGAGAUAGCCGUCAGAUUCCUGGACCAGACGCAGAACAUGGUGGAUAAGGAGGCUGCUAAUAUUAACUAUGAGACGGAGCUGUCAGUGCUUCAUGAGAUGGUACGAUCGACGGUGUCGUAUCUUCUGACGGACUCGCAGGCGGUGGUGAAGCGAGCGCUGGUUGAGAACGGCAUUACAAAGCUGUGCGUCUUCUUUGGGAAGCAGAAAGCCAAUGACGUGAUCCUGUCACAUAUGGUGACGUUCCUCAACGACAAGGAGGAGGUGACCCUGCGAGGAUGUUUCUUCGAGCGCGUGGUCGGAGUGGCUGCAUACGUGGGCCAGCACGCAGCCACCAUCCUACUGCCGCUGUUGCAUCAGGGUCUUACAGAUCCGUCAGAGUGGAUAAUAGCCAAGGCGAUAAGAGCCAACAGCAACUUGGCUGAACUCGGGCUGCUGCCGAAGCAAGCUCUGUGCUCUUUACUGGCGGAGACUGCCGUGUACCUAGCGCAUCCUAACCUAUGGAUACGUCACGAGGUUUGCGGUCUAGUGUCAUGUGUUGCCAAUCUACUAAACCCCAUCGACGUGAACUGCAAGAUACUGCCGCUGGUGUGGCCACAUCUCAAACACAAACUAAUACAGGUGGAGAGAGCAGAAUUGGUACUGGAGAGUCUUGCCGAACCGGUUCCGAGGAAGGUUCUGGAUGCUGUGCUGAGACACGGAGACGUGGAUAGACUUGUGCAGACCUUGCGGGAGAGGAAAAACGCAAGACUCAGGGUGAAACAAGGCAUGGCCCCCCAGUAUUCUGAUAUGGGACAGCAAUUAAAGAAUCUAUUUAGAAGACUGGGCUCUGACGGUAUGACUGAGCACGUGGAAAACCAGCUGCUGGCAAUGAGUGCUCACCUUAUUAAAAUACAAAGUUCUGCUACUCAGCACAUAACUGAAGCGCCGGGUCGCUUGGUGCUAGCGGGCGGAGGCCUAUCGCGCUCCGUGCUACUCGACACGGGCUCCGAGCACGUCACGCCGACCCUCACCGACAGGACAUAUGCCUCAGGCCAGAACAGACGGACACACAAGACAUCGCAGUCUCACGAGACUCACAUGAACUCUGAGUGGCAGCACAUGUUUGGACAUGCGCAGGAGCAAGCUAACGCUAAAGAUGGAGGCUCUCAGUCGAUAUCGCUUGGUGCUAGUACCAGUCCCAGUGGAGCAGUGCCGGGCGAGCCUGGUGCUAGUGUGGGUGCAGUGCCAGUUCACUCCCAGAUGGGGCACAGUGCCAGCUACGUGCAAUACAGUAUGGCGCCAUGCAGAGUCGAGCUGCGGAAUUUGAUAACGCGAACCCAACAAAAGUUUAACAAGUCCUUAAGGAGUGGUGAAGACCGUUUCGAGAGCAGCGAGGAGACGGCUCCUGUGGGAGUUGGAGGCUGGCGACCUGGCAAUCAGCUGCUGGCGUAUCUCAACGAGCACAAGGCCUGUGUGAACCAGCUAGCGUGUGUGCCCGCGCAUCGCUCUAUGUUCGGCUCGUGUUCGGACGACGGCAGCGUGCGUGUGUGGGACGCAGCCAAACUGCAGGGACACGCUUACGUUAACAAAUCAAAAGCGAUGUACAACAGAGGCGCCGGCGGGGUAGUGUCGCUAGCGUCGUGCGAGGGGGGGCAAUCCUUGGUGGGGGCUACGAGAGAAGGAUCUAUAUUUGUACUAAGGUUGGAUUCGGGGUCGUCGCGGCUGACACUGUCGCAGUGUCGUCAGGUGGACACGGGCGCGGUGGCGUGUGCGAGCGCAGGUGGCGUACACGCACAUGUCAUCUCGUACGCCACACUCGACGCCACCAUCGUCGGCUGGGACCUCAGGGCUCCUGGUAACGCUUGGAAGCUGCAAGGCGAUCUGAAGCAAGGAGUGUUCACGUGCCUGUACGCCAACAGUUGCGGGUACCUGGCCGUGGGCACCUCGAGUGGCGCCAUCUGUGUGUGGGACCUCCGCUUCCAUCUGCCCAUCACCACUCUCAAACAUCCUAAUUCGGAGCGGAUAAGGCGCAUCGUGGGUGCAGGCGGGUACCGGUCGUCUCGUAUCUGGAGCGUGGGCGGCCGCGACGCAAGCGCGUGGUGUCUCGAGAGUGCUCAUCGCACACACGCGCUGUGGACUGCCGCACAGCCGCCGCUCAACUAUACGGCGCCGUCGUCGAACUACAUGAGCGCCAUAUUCAGCGCGGGCGCGGGGGGAGGUGGUGAGGAGGGGUGGGUGGCGACGGGUGGGUCGGACCUGCGCCUGCGCCUGUGGGACGCGCGGCAGGCCGACGACUCGCAUGUACUGGUGCACGCGCCGCACGACCGCGCGCACGACAUCAAGUACAGAAGUAGGAUAAUAGACGGGACGACAGUGAUCCAAGAAUGCUGUAAGUCGAACCCCUCACCUCCCCCCUUCCUGAUAGAAGACAACGUGUACAAAAGCGUGGAGUCGAGAACAUUCCACCACAUAGCACCGAUAACGGACAUCACUGUAGUCGAGGCCAGUAAGAACUAUCUGGUCAGCUCUUCUGCAGACGGCGUUAUCAACGUGUGGAAGUAAUUGUUAAUCUAAGUUGCUCAUGUGUAUAUUUUAUGCAAUAAAUGUUUCGUUAUA
Messenger RNA from Leptidea sinapis, 4432 nucleotides. RefSeq names its product phosphoinositide 3-kinase regulatory subunit 4 (gene Vps15). The transcript is spliced from 28 exons. The coding region runs from base 260 to 4378 and encodes 1372 amino acids. The record is from RefSeq and is a predicted model, not a curated record. Gene Ontology annotation, molecular function: protein binding; ATP binding; protein serine/threonine kinase activity. Gene Ontology annotation, biological process: autophagy of peroxisome; protein targeting to vacuole; macroautophagy. Lineage: Eukaryota; Metazoa; Arthropoda; Insecta; Lepidoptera; Pieridae. Gene Ontology annotation, cellular component: phosphatidylinositol 3-kinase complex, class III, type I; late endosome; nucleus-vacuole junction.